GCUUUAAUAAUCCCCUCACAAUAUAUAUGCUACAAACUGAUAUACAGAACAUGGGAUUCUCUUGGCCUUUGGUUUUGUUCAAUGCCACGGCGUUGAUUGAAUCCAAGUCAUGGACUGCUGGUGCCGUCUGGUCAUGGUUAUGGCUGCUUUCACUUGUUGUUUUCGAAUCGGUUCAUCGAAGAUUAAUGAGAGAUAUAUGAAGGAUUUCAUCAGUUGGGAUGACAUGAAAAUUGAUGAACAUAAAAUCAGAUUGAAUACAACAAUAGCUGAUCAUAAUCAAAGUCGAGUCAUUGUAGUCGAUAAAAAUGGCGGCAGAGAUUCAACCACAAUUCAAGGAGCUAUAAACAUGGUUCCCGAGAAUAAUCAACAAAGAGUUAAGAUUUAUAUUCUUCCCGGGAUUUACAGGGAGAAAGUAAUCGUUCCACGUUUGAAGCCAUAUAUAUCAUUUGUCGGGAACGAAAGUCAAAUGGCAAACACCAUUAUUUCAUGGCACAACAAAGCUUCUGAUAGGUCCAGCCAUGGUGGUAGCCUGGGAACUUACAGAUCAGCUUCUGUCACCAUAGGAUCUGAUUAUUUCUGUGCCACCGAGAUUACAUUCGAGAAUUCAGCUAUUGGAGCUCCUGGUGAACCUGGAAAGCAAGCAGUGGCACUCAGGAUUUAUGGAGACAAGGCAAUGUUCUACAAGGUGAAGGUUGUAGGGGGACAAGAUACACUUCUAGAUGAAACCGGAUCACAUUAUUUCUACCAUAGCCACAUUCAAGGCAGUGUCGAUUUCAUCUUCGGCAAAUCAAGAUCACUCUACCAGCAGGAAUGUUUGAUUGAAUCCACUGCUAAAAAGAUUGGAGCCAUUGCAGCACACCACAGAGAUUCACCAAAUGAUACUACAGGCUUCUCAUUUGUAAACUGCAUAAUCACUGGAACUGGCAAAGUUUUACUGGGAAGAGCUUGGGGAAACUAUUCAAGGACGGUAUAUUCUAACUGUUAUCUUGACAAUGUCAUCGUUCCUGCUGGAUGGAGCGACUGGAAUGUACCUCUGAGGCAAAUGACUGUAGUAUUUGGGGAAUACCAGAGCUGGGGAACAGGAUCUGAUACAAGGGGCAGGGUGCCAUGGUCAAGGAAACUUAGUUAUGAAGAAGCUAAACCUUUUAUGGACAUGAAAUUUAUAGAUGGCAAACAAUGGCUGAGACUAUAAAUUCUUCUCUUAUUUUCAUUAUUUAAGGUCAAACCUUAUCUCCCCCACAAACACAUAUUUCUUUUUCUUAACGA
Hibiscus syriacus is the source of this 1266-nucleotide messenger RNA. RefSeq names its product pectinesterase QRT1-like. Gene Ontology annotation, biological process: cell wall modification. The transcript is spliced from 5 exons. Lineage: Eukaryota; Viridiplantae; Streptophyta; Magnoliopsida; Malvales; Malvaceae. The record is from RefSeq and is a predicted model, not a curated record. Gene Ontology annotation, molecular function: pectinesterase activity. The coding region runs from base 110 to 1192 and encodes 360 amino acids.